Molecule: messenger RNA, 1110 nt
Organism: Acytostelium subglobosum LB1
Lineage: Eukaryota; Evosea; Eumycetozoa; Acytosteliales; Acytosteliaceae
Exons: 3
Coding region: 1-1110 (369 amino acids)
Source: RefSeq, a predicted model, not a curated record
AUGGUCUACUUUGGUAGUGCACCGGAGUCGUUCGUCAUACCAUCAUCAGUGUUAUCGACCGAUGGCAGGGUCGCACCGGGGAGAUAUAGCCUGCUCCAGCCUACCUCAACUAGACGUAUCAGCUUGGUUCUGAAGAAGUAUCACGAUGAUAUAGACCGUAUCAUCAGUUUCUUCCCAUCAGUUGAGAGGCUGGAUGUCUACACCAACUACUCUUGCAUCGACAGUGUUAGCAAGUACGUUAUACAGUUCAAGACAUUGAAUCUCGAGGCAGUGGCAACACUCACUACCUUCUUUGACUGGAAUGAUCAGGUCGAGUUUCUGGGUGAGUCACAGAAGCUCUCAAUCACACUAAUGGACUAUGAUUACUGCCAGAUGUAUCAAGAGUUCACACCCUUUCACUACCCCAGUCUGCAUGCUGACAUUAUUAGUAUUGGCAAUAGUCUCGAGGCAAUCGACCUGGGUAAGCACUCUGUCGACCCACCGACACUAACCAACAUCGUUAGACAAAGUACCAAUAUCAAAUCGAUAGUUGCCAUGUUGGACUUUGGUCAGAGCACAAGCCAUUCUGGAAUUGAUGGCGAGACCAACAUUGAAAGACCUGAUCGUCAACUCGAAUAUGAAGCUCUGUGUAUGGCCAUUAUGACCUCACCUCGACUUAAGAAGUUGACUUUGCGGAGUCAAAAAGACUAUUAUACACAAGACAUCGUGCUGCCUCACGACUUUAACAAGUUUCAAUCAAUGUUUGUCAUGGCAUUGGACAAUGCGAGUCUAUCCUAUUUACACCUGUACCAGCUCCCAUUGGUAGAUUCACGCUUCUUUAGUCGGAUGUUGGAGCAGGGAAAUAAGUCGUCAAUCCGUACUCUCCUGCUCGAGAACUCAAUCGAUGGUUCCAUAAAUUGGAACCAGUUUGCCGACCUGCUAUCGUCCACACAGACCUUGCACACAUUGGCCAUUGUGGAUCCUUGGACGAUCAAAGAUGUCAUUGUCUCAGCGUUGUCCAAUGGCAACUCUAUCGACCACUUGUACUUCUCACCCAACGUAUCUGACUCCAUUCCAAACAAAGGAGAAUACCCAGCACUCCAAAGGAUCAAAUACUCAUUCUUUCUCUGA